CUCUCGUCAAUUUCGAUCCGUCGCAAGUAUAGUUAGGUGCGAUUCGGUGCGGGGUUUUUCGGAAAAAUCGUUCGCCCCCCUCGAGAGCCAAGAAAAUUGGUCAAGUGCUAACCACUCCGUCAACCAACAAACCGAGUGCGGCGGAGCCAGUGCGAAUGCUUGUGAUGAUGGUGCAAAAGCUUAUAAAUCAAUCGAAAAUAAAUUGAUUAAAAUAGAUUGCAAAAAUAAAGGAAAGUGAAAUUGGUGUGCUCUUGUGUCGUCGAAGUCGUCGUCGUCGUUGGAGUGAAGUUUCGAAGAAUCAGACCAAAGAGGAUUAGCAGAUUUGAUUUGUGCCGAUUGGUGAAUUGAAGUUUUCGGAGAGACGGAGGCGCCACGCUGCACUGAUUGGGUGGCGAGGCGUGAGCUAAGUGACAUCCCAGUUUCGGGAGGCAGAUUGGAACUGUGCUGUGGCACAGGAGCUGCGGUCGCCGGUGGCAAUAUCGAGAACAACAAUAACAGCAACAGCACAGCAUGGGGCAACCGAACGAUUCUCAAAUCAUUUCCCUCGUCAGCAAUCACAGCAUUAGUGGUAAUUGGCACCGGCAGCAGCGGUCGUUAGUGGUUACCGAGAACGCCAUCACUACCAUCGACGACGUGGGUGAAAACUUCAACAGUGCGCCCCACAACAACAACAAAAAAUCAGCCAGCAGAAGUGCCAGUAGUGGGAGUGAUGGUUGUGGCUCCAGUAGCAAAGCGAAAAGAAGUGCUCUAGGGUUUGCGACCAGUUGUUACAAGCCGAGAAGCUGCAAAGGCAGCAGCAAAGCGUCGCAUAGUGAAGAGGGGGACAGUGCAGUGUUGCCAGAGAAAACAGCAGUGACCGGUCCCGGUACUUCCUCACCGUCGUCUCCGUCGACGUUCUUCGCCGGAACCGUGGCUGCGACGGACCAGGUCCUGCUCAAGCUCGUUCAACGGCUGGCAUCGCUCCGGAGCAGCAGUGGCACGUCAAACAAUCCGAAGAACUUUUCCAAGUGCAAGAAGAAAAAGAAUAACCAACCAAAGUGCACCGGUGGGGGUGGACCAGAUUGCAUCGACACCGAAAUUGCCGCUGAAAAUUUUGCUGGCGAAGCCAGACGCCGCCCAUCGGUCGGAAGUGAAGUGCCAGCCGACAAGAAGGCUCGUUCCACGGAAGACGGCGGCCCGUUCCUUCCCAGCUGGUACGUCAGCAACAGCUCUUUUGCUGAUGGGACCAAGGGCGUGACGUCUGCCGCCUGUAACGAAGCCAUUAUAGAGCUGUGCUGGUCCUCCGACGACCGGACGGUAGCAGUAGCACCAGAAAGUGGCAAUUAUCAUGCUGAAAUUGCACCACCGCAGCGGAAAUUCAGUUCUAUCGGUGCAGAAGACGAAGUGUGCCGUGAAUUUGACGCCGCCAUCGCCAUCGUAGAAGGCUACGGCAAUGCAAGUGGGGAAAAUCUAGUUAGCAUUGGGAGAAUUGAUUGCAUAAGCCGCUGCGCCACUGGUGAGUUGGUCAGUGAUAGUGAUCCGUGUGUGCACGAAGACUACGCCGACCACCGUGCUCAUUCCGACGUGGAUUGUGUUUCCUGUAAUGAGACAGUGCUAGCUCGGCAGUGUCACCGUGACGCUAAUAAUAAUGGUGUUGUGAACUAUUCAACGUCGACGCCGACGCUCGCAGAACAGCAACCUCAGCAGCUGCAGCACUACCAAACGGAAGAAAUCAUGGGAGCAAACGUGUCGCGACAUCAUGAGAAAGGACUCACCGGUCGGCGAGCCCAAUCAACUGAUAACCUCAAAUCGGACCAAACCCAACAGUAUCAGUGCCAGAGUUACAACAAUAACAACAACAACAAUAGUGGCAAAAAUCACAUUACCAAACCCGUACCACCGGAUUUGACCCCGGGAGGCGAAUUCAUCGACGGAGGAGGGGAAUGCACCGACGAUGAUUGCCAGUAUCGGGCGACCGAUAAUGGGAUCAAUUCGAAUGAUCGAAAUAAAUUCUGUGGCAGUUUACCGAAUCAUUUGGACGCGGAUGACGCUUGCGAGGCCAUCUUUAAGCAGAAUGAGUUUCUCCAAACGCACCUGAAAAACGUCCUGGCGAGCCAUCAACAACAGCAGCCGGAAUAUGUGACCGUCAGCAGCAGCUGUCGAACGGUGGACGGUGGGGACGGCCAUUUAGCUUUGGACAUUGGCGAAGGAGACGGAGGUUCAGCAAAUAUGAACCAGCAGCAGCCUUCAUUAGGGCCAUCCUCCCAACAACAGCAGCAUCAUCACCACCCUCAGCAGCAGCAGCAGCAAAUAAUGGCAGCAUAUCAGCAAAGCUCACCGUUUUACUCGAAUAGCAGUGGGAAGGGGUCCACAAUCUCGUCGACUGCUCUCGGCGGCAGCACUUUCCGGUCCAGUUGCAGCGGCGGGGAUCGACCGGACAUUCAGCUGAAGCUGCCCCUCCACCGAACGACGGUGGACACCGGCUACGAUCAGGGCUACGGAAGUGAACGAUCGCCGGAAGACGAAAUGCCUCCUCCACUGCUGCUAAUGCACGAAGCCCAGUACAAUGAGAUUCUGGCCUCGUCGGGCCUGAAUCAGCAACUGCCAGCCAGUGUCAUAGAGCCGAACGACCUGCAGCGGUUUUGGAACUACGAAAAAUCGGCAGCGAGUUUGAUCGGCAGUGGCGAGUACAGCUUUAUUACCAAAGAUACCGUUUUUCUGGUACAAGUACCGAAGGGAACCCGCGGGCUGGGUCUAUCUGUAUCUGGCGGCUCGGAUUCCUCGGCACCAUUUCCAGGACUGAUACGCAUCAAAAGACUGUUUCCGCACCAGGCAGCGUGGGCUACCGGGAUGCUCCAGCCGGGCGAUAUCCUGCUGGAGGCCAACGGUAUCCCACUAACCGGGCUGACCAACUACGAAGCCCUGGAAGUGCUCCGGACCGCAGCCAACUACGUAACGCUAACGGUGUGCCGUCCGCAGGAUGAACAAUACCGCAAACUGUCCCCGCCCAGUGAACCUCCGAAGCCUCCGCUGCGGAAUGCCUUAUCGAGUGAACCCCAGUCACAGGUACAGUCGCCGCAGCUUUCCGGGUUCGUUGGCGGGCCCACCGGCCAAGCGAUGCAGUUCCAGCACAUGCAGUACAACCAACAGCAACAGAUGGUGCCAUAUUACUAUCCACAGCAACAACAUCAGCAGCAACAGCAAUAUAUUUAUCCACCGCAAACAUUGGCUUUCGCUCCGCUGGAGCCUGGCAGUAUCAGUGGGGAGUUUGAGAUUAUUCUAACCAAACAGCAGGGGUCCCUGGGAUUCACUCUUCGCAAAGAGGACGAAUCUAUCCUAGGGCACUGCGUCCGCGCCCUGGUUCGAGAUCCGGCCCUAAACGAUGGUCGCAUCAAACCGGGUGACAAAAUCAUGGCCGUCAACGAUGUUCCGAUCUCGCAGAUGACCCACGAAGAGGCUGUGAUAUUCCUCCGGCAGGCGGCAGACGUUGUUAAGUUACGGCUGUACAGGGACCAAGCCCAGACACCGCUGUCCGCCCACUCGCCUACUCUAGGAGAUCGGCGGAUGGAACUUUCGAAGUCUGAUUCCACUUCAACGGUUGGCGGGACGGUGAGGCCGAAACCGAACCUAAGGCCUGAAGCACUGAACCUUCUGACGGACAUUGCCUAUCGGAAGCAGUCGACCGCGACGAAUAAUUCUGGCGGUGGCGGAAGUGGGUCAACCAGCUCGUCUGUCAAGUCGAGCAACGCCUCACCGCGAAGACUCCGGAGGGGAUUACCUCAACAACAACAACAGCAACAGCACAGAACAUACGACAAUCAUGGGUACCAACAUUCCGAAACAUCCAACUAUUCGGACUCGGAAACCUCAACCAUCGUCAGCCAGAGCGGUUCAAUGCACCAUCCGGCGGGUGUACAGAUGGUUCCCGGGGGAGUAUUCCAUACGCCAUCGUGUCGAUCGUGUGGAGGCGCGGGGAAUGUAAGUGCCAUGGUCGAAGAGAACCUGGACGAGUCCUAUUACUGUGAUGACGAAAUCGAUAUCGAAAGUUUAUACGAGGAAGACGAUGAACCGCAGAAGAGGCCAAACUUUCUGAACCUAGCGGGUGAGAGUGGGAGUACACCCAUGUCAUCGCGGAAGCCUCGGUUUCAAUUUUCAGUUGCCACUACGAAUGCUUACGAAUUGAACAACCUGGACAACGAAGCCCUCGACGCUCCGACAAUGUACGCCUUGAACGGCGAUCCAGUGAACGGGCAACCCGCCGGUAACGACCAGUUCAUCAGUCUUCCUUGCGAAACAUUCCUGGUAGCUUGUAAAACCGAAAACGACCUCAACGCGGAUUCCACCGAUGCCAUCUACGUGAAGCAUUUUGCUCACAAAUCCCCUCUGUAUUCGUCAGUGAACGUGCCCCUGAAGGACACCGGAAACAACGUGAGCGAGGUUGUAGAUGCCGUAGAAAAAGGCGGCAAAAAGAGCCUAAUGAAGUGGAAAGGCGCUGUCCUGAUGUCCGACGAAGACGAAACCCCAUCAAGCCACGUCUACUCCUCGGCGAGCCUGGAUGAUGGAACAUCGCCGUCGCUGUCGGCCGAAACUGGCACCGGUACCACCAGUGACACUCCUGAGUCCAGCUUGGCGGCCACCAUGGGUACAAGCACCACGACACCUACAACUGAACGGGAGCUGGAAUUCAACGGCGGUGGUAUUGACAGUGAUGGAAAUAAAAUUUUCACUGUUGAACUGAACAAAGGAUGGAACAGCCGGCUGGGUUUCAGCUUGCAGCAGGAUUCCGAAACGAACCGAACCGUAGUCAGUGCGAUAUACAGCGAAAGCGUAGCUGCCAAGGACGGUAGACUGAAAGUCGGUGAUCAACUGCUAACGGUCAACGAGGAAUCAGUGGAAGCGAUGUCCACGGCACAAAUCAUCAACCUGUUACGAAUCAUCCGAGGUUCGAUUUGCCUUCGAUUGAUUCGCCGGGGAGAACAACGUAUUAGCAUUCCAGAACAGCCGGAAGACGAACCGCAACCGGAACUCGACCUACCACCGCCACCUGCGGAGCUCAUCAAUCCACCAUCGGACUCUUCCACAGAGCUGGACGUGCAGCAAACCCCACCUGAACAGUAGCUGUAGAAGGUUCAUUUUUGUUUCCCACGUAAGUAAGACCGCCCGCCCAUUUCCACCACCUCAACGUCUCCGUGGCUCGUGCAUCAUGAUAGGUCCCUCCACAGUGAUUGAAUAUUAAUUGGGUUACGAUUAAUCGGUGGAGUCAGAUCGAUUGGAACCGCACUGCGCGAUGAACGCAACUAUCCGAGCUGAAACUGUGCAAUCAUUUGGUUAACAGGAUUUUUCUCUCUAUACACAAAAUGAAGUUAUCUACUGAAGGUAUGUAAUUGAAUUAUCUGUAAAAUUAUGUAAAUUCUAACGAUGCGAUACGUCGAGAAUGUGAUUUGUUUUCCACUAAGUCAAAUUUAUGAAUAGCUUGUUUAAAAAAAACUCUAUACGUAGCCAGGUAAGAUAAAUCAAUAGAAUUCCAUAUUUUUCUGUGAAGGAAAAACAAUUUAGUAAAUAUCGAAAAGGUACAUGAAAACGAGAUUGCAUUUGUUGAUUUAGGAAAAAUAAAUAGCGAAGCUGAAAAUUCCGAAAAUAAA
Messenger RNA from Armigeres subalbatus, 5621 nucleotides. RefSeq lists its product as uncharacterized. The record is from RefSeq and is a predicted model, not a curated record. The transcript is spliced from 14 exons. The coding region runs from base 511 to 5097 and encodes 1528 amino acids. Gene Ontology annotation, molecular function: protein binding. NCBI's taxonomy places the organism in Eukaryota, Metazoa, Arthropoda, Insecta, Diptera, Culicidae.